This is a messenger RNA of Scedosporium apiospermum, 3489 nucleotides long. Its product is annotated as DNA repair protein rad-5. The coding region runs from base 1 to 3489 and encodes 1162 amino acids. NCBI's taxonomy places the organism in Eukaryota, Fungi, Ascomycota, Sordariomycetes, Microascales, Microascaceae. The record is from RefSeq and is a predicted model, not a curated record. The transcript is spliced from 4 exons. Gene Ontology annotation, molecular function: nucleic acid binding; ATP binding; ATP-dependent chromatin remodeler activity.
AUGGUAGACGUGGAUUCCCCAGAACGUCCCGCGAAGAAGCAGCGCCUGUCCAGCGAAUAUGGCGGUCACGGUCUCGACCGAACCGGCGACUCGAGUCCCCCGAGUAGUAGCCUCCCAGUUCCAGAACGCUUCUUUCAGGAUCCAAUACUACCGAGUGAGCCUGCACUCCCGAUAGCUCAGUCUUCACCUCUUCCUGCCUCUCGCCUCCCUCCCCUUCACAACGGUGACCACCAUGCUCCGCGGCGUGCCACUCCCCCGAAAUCCGAACCGCCCGCGCCUACUCUACCGCAUGAAUCUUCGUCAGUGGCUUUUGAUGAGGGAAUGUUUGAGACUUUUGUCGGUCACAAAGUAGAGUCGGGUGUCAUGGACAUAAUCAGAGAACACAGCCAUGGAAACCUCGAAAGAGCUGUUAACAUGUACUUUGACGGAACCUGGGAGAAAUACAAGAAACCUGCAGCGGCGAGGACCAAGCCCACAGCUUCGGCGCCUGCCGCGCCGUCGACGAUGAAAACCGAGACUGGAAUGCUUCCCCAACGGUCGAAACAGCAGCCAAGGUAUAUCGGCGCUUUUGGGGUCGAAGGGUGGGCAACCCGGAGUGGCUACAACAUGUUAAGGCAUGGCGACCUCGUGAAAAUCGAGCGUCAAAAGAUACAAUUACCCCAAACAACCCCAAAGGGCCAGACGAGGAUCGGCGUCCCUCUAGUUACCGCCCGGAUGACGGCCGCUGCUGCGAGACGCGUUGAUGUCAUUGUCCGAUUUACCAACUCGGCGGGGACGGAGCUGGGAAGGCUAUCCAAGGAGACCGCCAAUUGGGUUUCGACGCUGAUGGAUCAGGGGAUUUGCAAGUUCGAAGGGACCUGCGUCUAUGCGCCGGAACGGUUAAGGACAAAUGAUACUGUAUUCUUGCAGCUGAGAGUGUAUCUGCUGCCCUCUGCCUUCCAAGCCAAGGUACUACAUCCGUCUGAUGAUAUUACCGUUAGCUUUAGGGAGGAAGAGGAAACUACUCAAGAGAAGGAGCUGAGGCUGAGGCAAGUGGCUCUUGUAAGGCUCUUUCAGGAAAUAAAUGUUCUUCCUUCUACUCUGAACGCUGCCGACGCAAGACAGCAGCGCCAAGGAUUGCUUGAUGCUGCUGAGUUGGAUGAGAAGAAAGCAAAGGAGUUGCCCAAGCCCAAUGGAAGGGAUGGUAGGGAUGGUAGCGGUACGCCUUCGACUCCCCCCGACGAGUCUGAAGAAGGCGAGGAGCUCGAGCAAGACCAGCUAGAUGCCCUCUACCGAAAAGCCCAAUCCUUUGACUUCAACACUCCAGAAGCCGAACCUUCGGAUACGUUUGCCCUCGAACUGCGCCCUUACCAAAAACAGGCCCUUUAUUGGAUGCUCAACAAGGAACGAGGCGAACAAGGCAACCGAGAACCUUCGUUGCAUCCGUUAUGGGAAGAGUAUACCUGGCCUCUGAAGGAUGCAGACGACAAGGAUCUUCCCGUGUUUGAAGGGCAAGAAAAGUUCUACAUGAACCCUUAUUCUGGAGAGAUGACGCUCAUCUUCCCGGCCCAGGAACAACACUGCCUUGGCGGCAUCCUGGCCGAUGAGAUGGGUCUUGGGAAGACCAUCCAAAUGCUCAGCUUGAUUCACUCCCAUAGGCCUUAUGAGAGAGUCCGUCCCAAGACUGGACUUUCUUCUCUUCAGCAACUGCGAUCGCCAUGUCUAGGUGAAAGUGAAGUCCUUCGAGCUCCACAUACUACCCUUGUUAUUGCUCCCAUGUCGCUUCUUGCGCAGUGGCAUAGUGAAGCUGAGAAAGCCUCCAAGGAGGGAACCAUCAGGGUCUUGGUCUACUAUGGCAGUGAAAAGAAUUGCAAUCUCCAAGCCAUAUGCUGCGAGGAUAGCGCAGCGUCGGCACCGGACGUAGUUAUCACGAGCUACGGGACAGUACUCUCCGAGUUUAGCCAGAUCCUCGCGAAGAAGGGAGACAAGUCGCAACACCACGGCCUAUUUUCCCUCAACUUCCUCCGCAUCAUCCUCGACGAGGCGCAUACCAUCAAGAACCGGAGAUCCAAGACGUCGAAGGCCUGCUAUGCGCUUGCCGCCGAUCACAGGUGGGUUCUGACGGGAACACCCAUUGUCAAUCGGCUCGAGGAUUUAUUCAGUCUCGUCCGGUUUCUGGGUGUCGAGCCGUGGAACAACUUUUCGUUUUGGAGGACGUUCAUUACGCUGCCGUUCGAGUCUAAGAACUUCGUGCGGGCGCUGGAUGUUGUUCAGACGGUGCUUGAGCCUCUGGUGAUGAGGAGGACGAAGGAUAUGAAGACGCCUGACGGGAAGCCACUUGUACCCCUUCCACCGAAGCACGUUGAGAUUGUCAAAGUUGAGCUCUCCGAAGCUGAGAGAGAGAUUUACAACUACGUCUUCACGAGGGCCAAGAACACUUUGGAUAAUAAUAUGGCUUCGGGAACGGUAAUGAAAGCGUAUGCUAGCCUGUUUGCACAAAUUAUUCGCUUGAGGCAAACCUGCUGUCAUCCCAUCCUGAUCCGGAACCGGGACAUCGUAGCCGAAGAGGAAGAGGCAGCGAGUGCAGAGGCUGCAGCCGAUGCCGCCGCAGGCCUCGCCGACGACAUGGAUCUGGACGUCCUGGUUCAAAAGUUCGCAGCCGAUAUCGCGGACCAGUCGAAGCCGGGCGCCACGUACGGAGCACAUGUGUUAGAGCAGAUUCGAAAGGAAGCCAGCCUCGAAUGUCCUAUUUGCGCCGAGGAGCCUAUGAUUGAGCAGACGGUGACGGGGUGCUGGCAUUCGGCGUGCAAGAAGUGUCUCCUGCAGUACAUGAAGCACGAGAUCUCCCGAGAGAAAGUGCCCAGAUGCGUGCACUGCCGCGAGCCUAUCAACAUGCGUGACCUAUUCGAGGUGAUCCGCCACGAGGACGAGCCCGACCCGAUUCACGGGAAAGCGCGCAUAAGCCUCCAGCGCGUCGGAUCUAGCGACUCGUCGUCCAAGGUGAUGGUCCUCAUCCGCAACCUCCGCGAGCUGCGCAAGGAGCACCCGCGGAUGAAAUCCGUCGUCUUCAGCCAAUUCACGUCGUUCCUCUCGCUCAUCGAGCCGGCGCUCCAAAAGGCCAACAUGAAGUUCCUGCGGCUCGACGGGUCGAUGUCGCAGAAGGCGCGCGCCGCCGUGCUCUCCGAGUUUCGCGAGGCGAGCAAGUUUACCAUCUUGCUUAUUAGUCUGAAGGCGGGCGGCGUGGGGUUGAACUUGACAUCGGCGCAGAGGGUGUACAUGAUGGAUCCGUGGUGGAGCUUUGCUGUGGAGGCGCAGGCGAUCGAUCGAGUGCAUAGGAUGGGGCAGGAAGGGGAGGUGAAGGUUUUUAGGUUCAUUGUGCAGAAUAGUGUGGAGGAGAGGAUGUUGAAGGUGCAGGAGCGGAAGAAGUUUAUUGCUUCGUCUCUAGGGAUGAUGAGCGACGAGGAGAAGCGACUCCAGAGGAUUGAGGAUAUCAAGGAUCUUCUUAGUUGA